AUGCCAUCUAUCCAAUUCAAAUCCGCUGCUUCUGCCAAAGGAGGUGACGCUCAGAAGGAGGUCGCUAUCGUCGAGCCAACCAAUCCAUUCUUCGUUCCAGAAGAGGAUGAGGGAUAUAUUAUCCCGAAGCCUCAAUUUCGCAAGAACAGAUUCAACAUUCGGAUUCUAUGGAUUGAAAAAACGAAUUCUCAAUGGAAGUUCUCUGUCUUCGUGAUGUUGUUGCUCACCGCGUACUACUCUACUUGCUUUCUUGCCGAGUAUGAUACGAGCCAUCAUUUCGAUGGGCUCAAGAAGAUCCCAGCGUUCUCGGAGCCAGUUUUGACUCGCGUCAUAAUGGCUGAGUGGUUGGUGCUCGCUUUCAUCCUCAUUUUCGGAGUUCUCUUCUUCCGUCGCAUCGUUAUGCCACUCUACAUCUACCUCGCCGUUAUGGCUACCAACGGAACUCUGGCUUUGUUUGUCGUCAAAUGCAAGCAAUUCCAUUUGGGGAUCAUUCAACAUGAUGACAUCGCUUUCAAUUUGGUUGGAAUCCUCCUCUUCACCGCUCUCAUCCAUAACUUUGUCUACAUGUACGCACUCUAUCUUCAUCUCCGUCUCAACUGGCCAGGUCGCUACCGUGCUUCCACAAACCCAUCCGAUGUUUCUCCAGCUCAGGAGAAGAAAGAUCUCGGCGCUCUUCCAUGA
This is a messenger RNA of Caenorhabditis briggsae, 681 nucleotides long. Bases 1 to 681 code for a protein of 226 amino acids. The record is from RefSeq and is a predicted model, not a curated record. Lineage: Eukaryota; Metazoa; Nematoda; Chromadorea; Rhabditida; Rhabditidae. The transcript is spliced from 3 exons.